UCCUUGGAGCCACAGACCCAACCGGAGUCUCUCAAUGCCGUGCAGUUUCCCUUCAACCAGCCUGGCGCCGACCGAGGCGGCGGCGGCGGCCUCAGCGGGCCCGGGAGCGUGAGCAGCAUCAUCCUACAGCAAGAGAAACGGAGGCAUGGAGGGAUGGUGGCGUGGGUCGCUCAGAGCCAUGCCCAUUUGAGCACUGAAUCUCUCCAAGGAUGGAGGUUCCCCACCUCUCCGAGCCCCUUUUCCAAUGUCUUACUGCCUUCAGGGUGAACUUUUUUUUUUUUUUCUAGUAUCUAAUGGGAAUUUCCCAAGUUCCAGCUGGUCCUUGUUGCUUCUCGGCCCUCUACCAUGCCCUUGCAUGGGGGUUCUUCCACCCAGAGGCAGGUUUUGGUAUUCGUCUUUGCUGAACUUCAUGAGGUUUCUUGCAGCCCAUUUCUCCAGCCUAGCGACGUCCCCGCAUGCUAAUGUAACCUUAACAGCCUAUGAUACCUUGCUGAGGCUGAGGCAGGUAACAGCACUAUCAGCAAAGCACCACGAGCACAAUUUUGAUAAGAUACGAAGUGACGAAGGAGGCAGGAGAAUUUUUUUCAAAGGGGCAGGGAGCCGUUACGAUCGCCUCCAGUGGCUAUUGCUAGGCAGGCAAGGGGAAGGCCAGUCGAAUGAUUCAUUUUGCAGCGUCCCACAGGGCCGGGAUCUCUCCAGCGGGUCUCUUGCUCCCUCCUGUGCUGAGCACAGCCACGAUGCAGGCCUGGGCUUGCGGCCAGAGCUCAGAUCUAAAUGUGCAGCUUGCAAAUGCAGUUUUUAAUCUCCUAACCCACCGGCUUCUUUGCAAAACUCUGCUCCUGCUUGUGGGUAAUCCACCUCCGUCCUGGUCUGAGCUGUUUUGCCAACAGAAGCAUUGCUUGCAGCCGUGGAGGCAGACCUUCUCGGUGACGGUAUUAUUUCUGCUCUGGGGUAAAGCCGGGCUUUCACCUCCCUGUGCCCGCUGGUGUUGAGGAAUCCUAGUGGUUGGCUAAGUGGGAGAGAGUCUGUCCGGCCACAGACUUACGUCCCACCUCCUUGCCGCCCACAAGCUUGGGGUCGUCCGGCUGCCGGGCGCAGCCACUGUGCCUGCAAGACGCUCAGGAGACCAGGGCUUGGCUGGUGGCAGAGAUACCCUGACCCCCGUCACCCCCCCUCCCUUUCCGGGAUGGGGGGUCAUCGGCAAAGUGGGCUUUGGUGCGGCAGGUCGUCCUCGCCACGGGAGAGCGGGGUGAGGGGCUCCGGCAGGGCGGGCAGGAGAAGUGCCUCUGGCCGUUAUCGGCGUUGCUGCGAGGUCAGAGGAGCGGGGUGUUUGCCAAUCCACAGGAAGGAGCGCAGUAUUCGCGUAAGGGAAGUGAAGACACUGCCGUUGCCUCAGGAGAAGCCACAAACCCUGGGGGAACCUCCAAAAGAGCGACGUAGAGGGUGAGGGAGCAGAGAGCCGCUGGCGAGGGUCCCGGGCUGCCUGGAGACACAGAGCAGCAGCAUGAAGCGCCUGCUCCUGAGCUCGGUCCUGCUGCUCCUGCUGCUGCCCGAUGCUGCCAGAGGACGGGAGAGCUGUGAUGCCCUGAAAAGGGGGGACAACAGCUACAGCUGCUGUAACACCACCGUCAACCCAGAGGAAGAAGGCAGAGUGAACGUGAUGCUGUUUGCCUGGUGCAAGGAGCUGCAGCAGGCCAGGAACCUGGCAUGCAGGUGUCUGAGGGAGAAGACGCACAGGUUUUUGCAAUCUGCAAGCUUCUCCACCAGCAAGAAGAUAGCAGGGGUGAAAGCGCUGCUGGUGAACAUCAGCAGAGCCAUCCUCCACAAUGAUGUCAUCUUCUCCUUCUCCCCUUCAGAGGGCCCCAAGAGGAUUAACUCAACGGAGAGGGGGAACACAAGCAAAAUCCGACUCCCCAGGGAGCUAUUUCAGUCCAUGAGCAGCCAGACAGCCCAAGUGGUAGUAAUGGUGCUCAACACCAAGCAGCUCUCCAUGUUCAUGGAGACCAACCGGACACAGCACAUCCUGGACAACACAGUGGUGGGCAUCACAGUGGUAGACGUGAGGGUCACUGGACUCCGGGACCCUGUGCAGCUCACCUUCACCCAUAGGCAGUUGCCAAACAGUGUGCGCCCCCAGUGUGUCUUCUGGGAUCCCAGCAAAGGCCAGGGAGGAGGCUGGAACACCAGUGGAUGUAUCACUCAGCUUGGGGACAAGGGGACAGUCUGCUCCUGCAACCAUCUGACCUUCUUCACUCUUCUCCUGAGUUCAACUCUGGACAGGUCCACAGCACGGGCCUUGAUGGUUAUUGCAAAUGUUGGCUGUGGGGUAGCCGUGGCUUCCUCAGUCUUCUCCAUUGUCUUCUACAUCUUCUUAAGGUGUGUGUACAAAAAGUUCAAGUCAGACAAAACCAUCCGGAUCAACAUGGCACUGCACAUGAACCUCAUCAGCAGCCUGUUUCUUUUCAACCUGACCUUCCUGUUCAACAAUUGGAUCCCUAGUAUGAGCCUGCCAGGGCUGUGCAAAGGUCUGGGGGGCUUCACUCACUACUUCCUGCUCUGCUGUUUCACCUGGAUGGCUCUGGAAGGCUGUCAUCUCUACCUCCUCUUUGUCAAAGUGCUUGGCACCUACAUCCGCCACUACCUGGUGAAGCUGUGCGUCAUCGGCUGGGGUUUCCCUGCUCUUGUGGUCAUUGUAGCAGGAAGCAUUGGCAGCUAUGGAAAAUACAGCAUUCAGGAUAUAGAUAACCAGCCCAUAUUCUCCUUGUGCUGGAUCAAUUCUGAGCAUGUCAUGGUCCACUACAUCACAAAUUGUGGCUACUUUGGCCUCAUCUUCCUCUUCAACACAGUGAUCUUUGGGGUUGUGGCCUGGAAGAACUACCACCUGCAGAGCUCCAGGCCUGCGAAAGAGAAUAAGGAGGCUUGGAAAACGGGCCUGAUGGCAGUAGGACUUUUCUGCUUACUGGGAGCCACCUGGGCUUUGGCAUUUCUCACCUAUGGCAACACUUCUGUGCCCACACGCUACCUCUUCACCAUCCUGAACUCCCUUCAAGGUCUCUUCAUAUUCAUCUGGCUGGUUGUCCUGUACUAUCCAAAGGAAGAAGAAACAGCUGGCUCCUCCUCCCAUAUCAUCAGAAAUGACAAAACCACAACCGUUUCCCAGGACUAGCUGGUUAGCUGGAUGUCCCUCCCUGCCAUUGAGUGUACCUACUGCAAGCAAGCUUCUGUUUUAAGGGAUCUAGCUUCUGUCUGGAAAGCGUGAACUGGGAAAGCAGCUGGGGACCCUGGCAGAGAAGCAUGGCUCCAGAGUCCUCACAAGUGCCUCAGUUUCCCUUUCAGUGGGGGCGAGCCCCCAUAGCAUGGCACUUUGCUUUGAUUGCUUUUUCCAAGUAGUCUGCCUUGGGCAGCGUGAAGCACCUCAUGCGAGGAGCUGUGGAUACAUCCUUUCUGCUCAAGUCAAUCCGGGUAGCAACUUUCAUAUGACUUCAGAAGUGGCCCUCAGCUUUCAUUUCCUAGGAAUGCUGCCAGGAGAGCAGAGAACCUAUGAGCUGUCUGCAUUCAACCUGGAUGGAGCAGUCUCAGUUUUAGCUCCUUACUGCCAGCAGAACAAAUUUUGGCACUGGACAAGCCUAGAGAUUGGUUUUACUGCUGUACCCAGACUCUGCAAAUUAUUUGAGUCAGGGGGAAUUUACUUGCCCAGAGCCAGGAGAUUCAGGUCUGGAGAUUAGCAAAAAAGCUAAACCCCAUAGACUUCUCAUUAACAGCUUCCAAAUGAAUCAUGACGGAUUUUUUAGAGCAAGGGCUAUGCUGUACUUCCAAGUCCAAGGGCUGCUGUACUUAAAAUCAUAGAAUCAUAGAAUUGGUAAGCUUGGAAGGGACCUCUGGAGAUCAUCUAGUCCAACCUCCCUGCUCAAGCAGGAUCAUCUAGAGCAUGUUAGACAGGGUUGCAUCUGGGCGGGCUUUGAAUAUCUCCAGAGAAGGAGAUUCCAUAACCUCUCUGGGCAUCCUGUUCCAGUGCUCUGUCACUCUCACAGUGAAGAAAUCCUGCAAGACAUUUUCUGCAACACGUAACGAUCUCAGUGAGGAUACUUUAUUUCAGCACUUCGAGUGUUAGGCAGCUGCAAUUCCCAAGAACUCAGCCAGCUGCACUGUGGCUCCUUAGAGCUGCACUGGGUCCUUCAACGUUUGCCUGAGUGUCUGCCCAUAAAUACGCAAUCAUCUUGCCAGAGAAAACAGUUGUCUCUUCUGUAUUUGUGCCUUAGUAUUAAAUCUCUAUCAGCUGUUUAA
Rhea pennata is the source of this 4284-nucleotide messenger RNA. It is a transcript of the gene ADGRG3, whose product is annotated as adhesion G protein-coupled receptor G3. The record is from RefSeq and is a predicted model, not a curated record. NCBI's taxonomy places the organism in Eukaryota, Metazoa, Chordata, Aves, Rheiformes, Rheidae. Gene Ontology annotation, molecular function: heparin binding; G protein-coupled receptor activity. Gene Ontology annotation, cellular component: plasma membrane. The transcript is spliced from 13 exons. Gene Ontology annotation, biological process: cell surface receptor signaling pathway; adenylate cyclase-activating G protein-coupled receptor signaling pathway. Bases 1505 to 3166 code for a protein of 553 amino acids.